AUGGAAAUUAAUGGCGAAAAUGAAUCCGACGGUUUUUACAUGAUUGAGGAAAUUGAUAUACCUUUUGAAGAAGAAAUUCUACGUAAUCCAUAUACUCUAAAAUCCUGGUUUCGAUAUAUUGAUCAUAAAGUAGAGCAACCUAUCCAGCAAAGAAUUUUCGUACAUGAACGUGCCUUAAAAGAGUUACCAGGUUCUUAUAAAUUGUGGAAACAAUAUUUAGAUCUUCGAAGAGAACAAGUCCAAGAUUUAAAUCCGGCUAGAUAUGAAAAAGAAUAUUUGAAGGUUAAUAAUUGUUUUGAGAGAGCAUUGGUAUUACUACAUAAGGUACAGGCUAAUUAUUGUAGUUUUCUAAUGAAGCAAUGUAGAAUUACGAAAACUCGUAGAACUUUUGAUCGAGCAUUAAAGGCUUUACCAAUUACACAACAUCCAAGAAUAUGGGAGAUUUAUUUAAAAUUCGCAAGAGAUAUAGGUGGAGAAACUGCUAUCCGACUGUAUCGCAGAUAUCUCAAGUUGGAACCAGAUCAUGUAGAAGAAUACAUCGAUUUGUUACUCUCAUUAAAUCGGUACGAUGAGGCUGCAAAACGACUCGCUCAAGUUGUCAAUAAUGAUCGUUUCCAAUCAAUGCAUGGCAAAUCCAAUUAUCAGUUGUGGAUGGAACUUUGUGAUUUAAUAUGUGAGCAUCCGCAUGAAAUUAAAAGUCUAAAGGUAGAACCAAUUAUACGAAGUGGAAUUCGAAGAUUUACAGACCAAGUGGGAAAAUUAUGGAAUUCACUUGCAAAUUAUUGGAUAAAGUUGCACCAUUUUGAAAAGGCAAGGGACGUAUUCGAAGAAGGUAUUAGCACUGUGAUGACUGUCAGAGAUUUCACACAAAUAUUUGAUACUUAUGCAAAAGCUGAAGAAGCUGUCAUUGAAAAAAAAAUGGAAGAGGCAGCUGAACGCACAGAGGAGGGUCAAGAAGAUCCGGAACAAGAUUUAGAAUUAGAUUUGAGAUUAAUGCGAUUCGAACAAUUAAUGGAUCGUAGACCAUUUUUGGUAAAUGAUGUCUUAUUAAGACAAAAUCCGAACAAUGUUCAUGAAUGGGAGAAGAGGGUUUCGUUAUGGAAAGAUAACCAUGAAAAGAUUGUUGAAACAUACUCAAAGGCAAUGAGAACUAUAGAUCCUAAGAAGGCAACUGGAAAAUUUCAUGAAUUAUGGGUUAAUUUUGCUAAGUAUUAUGAGAAAGGAGGCGACCUUGAAAAUGCACGUACAAUUUUCGAAAAGGCAACCCAUGUCAAUUUUAAGAAUGUUAACGAUUUGGCUUCCUUGUGGUGUGAAUAUGCAGAGAUGGAAUUGCGGCACGAGGCAAUUGAUGUAAUGGGUCGUGCCACGGUUCCGCCGGCAGGAAAUCCAAAUGUAGAUUUUCGUGAUGAAUCUAUACCAGUUCAAAAACGUGUAUUCAAAUCAAUCAAACUAUGGUCGUUUUACGUUGACUUAGAAGAAAGUAUAGGAACUGUCGAAUCAACAAAAGCUGUCUAUGAUCGAAUACUUGAAUUGAAAAUAGCAAACCCACAAAUAAUCAUUAAUUAUGCAAAUUUUUUGGAAGAAAAUAAAUAUUUCGAAGAAAGCUUUAAAGUUUAUGAGCGUGGUGUUGAACUAUUCAAUUAUCCAAUCGCAUUUGAAAUAUGGAAUUCUGGUUCAAAACUCGAACGUGCGCGAGACCUUUUUGAACAAGCUCUUGAGAAAUGUCCACCAAAAUACGCAAAAUCAUUAUAUCUUAUGUAUGGAAAAUUGGAAGAAGAUUAUGGAUUGGCAAGACAUGCAAUGCGCAUUUAUGAUCGUGCAACUAGAGCGGUAUCUGAUGAAGACCGUUUUGAGAUGUUCAACUUUUAUAUUGCAAAAGCGGGUGCAAACUUUGGUGUCACAUACACUCGUGAUAUUUAUGAACGCGCGAUUGAAGUAUUACCUGAUAAAGAAGCCAAAGAUAUGUGUUUAAAAUACGCUGAAUUAGAGCGCAAGCUAGGUGAAAUUGACCGAGCGAGAGCCUUGUAUGCUCAUGCGUCACAAUUUUGUGAUCCAAGGACAGUGCCAUCAUUCUGGCAGAUAUGGCAUGACUUUGAGGUUAAACAUGGAAAUGAAGAUACGUUCAAAGAAAUGCUUAGAAUCAAGCGUAGUGUUCAAGCUCAAUAUAACACAGAGGUUAAUUUCAUAUCUGCGCAAAUACUCGCAACUCGUCAAGCUCAACAAGCUUCUCAACAAGAAGGCGCACCUUCGAGUACCACAUUAACACCAGCUCCGAAUGCAAUGCAACUUGCAGAACAAGAAGCCCUCCAAAACAAAGGAAGUUCUCAUACUUCUGCUAGAACAAUGACAGUUAUAUUCAAUAUUGUAUCAUCAUAUUUAUGUUUUUACAUAGUUCAUCUACGCAAGUAG
Dentiscutata erythropus is the source of this 2409-nucleotide messenger RNA. Lineage: Eukaryota; Fungi; Glomeromycota; Glomeromycetes; Diversisporales; Gigasporaceae. The record is from the annotation of a GenBank genome assembly.